ACACGGGAUGCGGGCGCCGGUGGGGAGCUGAGCCACACUGCUGUCCUUUGGCAGAGCCCAAUGCGAGGACAUGAAGGUGGGGGCCCCGGCCGGGCUGGGGGCUGCGCACCCCAUUUGUCCCAGUUUUCCUAUUGGAUAGGAGAACAGCCACGUUGGUCCUCGUUCACCCGUAUGGAUGAAGCGUCUGGCACGGACAACGAGGCACGUCACUAAGACAAAUGAGCUGAUGCCUCCAAACGAACCCACAUCUCCCAUCACCCCCGCGUUGGGUCGGUGCUGUCGUGCAUUUCUCCAGAAGGGAAAGAGGAGCGGGCUCUGGCCGUGCUGCACACUUCGCCAUGUGAACCUGCCCGGCCUCGCAGAUGCCAGCUGUCAGCGCAGCCCUGGACCUGCAGAACGGUGUAUGGGAGAAUGGUAGAGAGCCGGUAAGACCAUGCUCUACACCAUGACAUGUUGGCUCCCGGUCCUGGUCCUCCACCUGGUCCUCCUGAGCCCACUGCAGGUGGCAGCCUGCCCUGCCCGCUGCGAGUGUGCCCCGCAGAUCAAGUCAGUGGUGUGUCACCGCAAGCGGCUCACUGCCAUCCCCGAGGGCAUCCCCACCGAGACCAAGAUCCUGGAGCUCAACAAGAACCGAAUCCGCUGCCUGAACCCAGGGGACCUCUCCCCAUACCCCUUGCUGGAGGAGCUGGACUUCAGCGAGAACAUCAUCACCAAUGUGGAGCCAGGAGCCUUCAGCAACCUCUUCAACCUGCAGACUCUGCGGCUGCGGGGGAACCAGCUCAAGCUCAUCCCCCCGGGGGUCUUCACCAAGCUGACCAACCUCACCCUUCUGGACAUCAGCGAGAACAAACUCGUCAUCCUUCUGGACUACAUGUUCCAGGACCUGCGGAACCUGAAGAGCCUGGAGGUGGGUGAUAACGACCUGGUGUACAUCUCCCAGCGCGCCUUCUCGGGGCUGCUUGGCCUGGAGCAGCUGACCAUCGAGAAGUGCAACCUGACCUCCAUCUCGGCUGAGUCACUCUCCUACCUCCAGAACCUCGAGGUGCUGCGGCUCCGGCACCUCAGCAUCUCUGCGCUGGAGGAGCAGAACUUCAAGAAGCUCUACAACCUCCUGCAGCUGGAGAUUGACAACUGGCCACUGCUGGAAGACAUCUCCCCCACCAGCUUCCAGGGCCUGAACCUCACCUCGCUCUCCAUCACCUACACCAACAUCACAGCCGUGCCCACUGCUGCCUUGAGGAACCUGGUGUACCUCCGUUACCUGAACCUGUCCUACAACCCCAUUAGCACUGUGCUGAAGGGCUCCUUUAAAGACCUCAUCCGGCUCCAGGAGCUGCAUAUCGUGGGCGCUCUCUUGGUGUCCGUGGAGCCGCAGGCCUUCUCUGGUCUGAGACAAAUCCGUCUGCUCAACCUCUCCAGCAACUUUCUCUCCACACUGGAGGAGAGCACCUUCCACUCUGUGAACACGUUGGAGACACUGCGGGUGGACAGGAACCCCUUGGCCUGCGACUGUCGCCUCCUCUGGAUCCUACAGCGACGGAAGACGCUCAACUUUGACGGCCAACAGCCCAUGUGCUCCACACCACCCGAAAUCCAGGGAAACGCUCUGCGUGACUUCCCCGACUCUGUGCUCUUCGAGUACUUCACCUGCCAGAAGCCCAAGAUCAGGGAUCGGAAGCUGCAGCACGUGACGGCCCGCGAAGGGCAGUCCGUGUCCUUCCUGUGCCGGGCGGAUGGGGAGCCGGAGCCCUCCAUCGUCUGGGUGUCCCCUCAGCACCGCAUGAUCACCACGCGCAGCACGGGGCGAGCGACUGUACUGCCAGGGGGCACCCUGGAGAUCCGGUUUGCCCAAGUGCAGGACAGCGGCACCUACAUCUGCAUUGCCAGCAACGCAGGGGGCAACGACACCUAUUUUGCCACUCUGACGGUCAAGGGACACCCAAACGAUGGCUCCUCCAACGCUAACCGGACUUUGUACCUCAAUGAGUUCAACGACACCUACCACAACGACACGCAGGUCUUCUUGAAGUUCACGCUGGAUCUCAAGACCAUCCUGGUGUCCACGGCCAUGGGCUGCAUCACCUUCCUCGGCGUGGUUCUCUUCUGCUUCCUGCUCCUCUUCGUCUGGAGCCGGGGCCGAGGGCAGCACAAGAACAAUUUCUCAGUGGAGUACUCCUUCCGGAAGGUGGAUGGACCCACCACCACCACGGGCCAAGGAGGAGCCAGGAAGUUCAACAUGAAGAUGAUCUGAGCCUCUCCAAAGGAGAACCAUUGGCUGCAGCCUGGCCGCAGGCACGGCUGUGGCACAAUGGGGCCGGGGGGCACAGGGGCAUCAGUGAUGUCCUGGGGCAUCAACAGGGCCAGCACCACGGUCAGGGACCGAAGGCUGUUAGACUGGAUGAUCUUGGAGGUCUUUUCCGACCUUAAUGAUUCUGUGCUUGGAUGACCCAGCUGGCCCCAGCCCCGCAGUGACCCCACAGGUGGACCAGGGGCCAUCCCAGCUCCCGAUGUAGCUGACGUUUUUGCUACCAACUAUGCAUUUCUCAAUGAGAUCAGCAGCGUUUCGGCCUGGGAAAACAAACAAACAAUCAAAAAAAAAACCAGAAAACACCAACUUUUCUUCCCCCUUUCCCCUCCCCCCCUUUUUUUUUGUUGUUGUUCUGUUUUUAAGAGACAUAAGAAAACUUUCUCGGUGUUAUUUAUGGUUGUUCUCCUCUUUUUUUUCCUCUGACACUUUUUAAAAUGAAUUUCCUAAAGAUAAGUCUUCCGGUGCAACACAGGACUGGGGAGCAGCACUGGGGUGUCCUCAACCCCUCCCUGGGCACAACCAGACCCCGAGGCAUGGCCACACCGUGGGACCUUCACCUGGGUGACUCCAGCAUGGGGCAGCUCAACCCUGUGGGCUGGGGGUGCUCCUGCGCAAGCAAUAAUGAUCCACACCUGUGCAAGUCAGUGCUGGGAGGUGAGCAGGAAGAAAUGGAGAAAUGAGGCAACAGGCAUUAAAAAUCGGAGGAGCAGCCCCACAGAGAGGCGGUAGCCAGGGUUGGGGUUGACCUGUUGGUAGCUGUGGGGUGGUGGGGUGUUUCUGCUUGGUGGUGGGGUGCAAAAAGCAGCUUUGGGUGAAUGCAGGGCAUUUCCUUCAGCUUGCAAACUUAAAGGCUGCAGGACAGAAGGAGCUGGCUCAUCCUGCAUGGGGAAAGCCAAAAAAAAAGACAGGAAAGAAGAGAAAAAAGGGUUGGAGCUGAGGAACCAAUGGGAGAAGGAACCCCAGAGAAAAGGUCCUGGAUGGUGCUGCUGCAGCUGGAAGGGGCACAAAGGUCUCGGCUGUGUGUGCACACGUGUGCUGUGCAAAGUGUGGGUGCAUGCACAGCACCCAUGCAGGUUGCUCCACUGCUCAUUUCCCCACUUGCCAUUGCAGCCAUAUUCCAGCAGCUCAUGUUCACCACGGGGAGCCCCCAUGGUCCCACUUCUUCCUCUCACCCUUUUCUGCACCCUCCUCAUCCUCAGAUCCCACAUCCCUCAGUAGUGGGGACUCGCUGCUACGGGGACAGUCCCCAGCAUUGUGAUCCUUGUCCUGUUGGUUCUUCCACCUCUGCUUGGCCUCGGGAUGUAAUUUCAGGCUGAGAAAAGGAGCAGCUGAGGGGAGAGCAUGGGUGGGAGCCAAGCACGGAGGGGCCAUCCCCAUCCCCAUUCUUGUGGGCACAUCUCACUGAGUGUCCCUUCUCCUUGGGAAUACGCCCAAGAUCCCAACUCCUGCAGGAGUUAAUGGCAUCCCCAGGCCUUUGGGGCUGUGUUUGGGGCACAAAGCCCCCUCAGGCUGCUCCCACGCCUUUCCCUGACCAUGUUUUGGAAGUGUGAUGGGGACGUCCAUCUCACCCUGUCAUCCUUCCAUGGGUCCCAUCGCAUGCCGGGUGCCCUCGUGCUCCACACACUGUGCAUGCUGCCUCAUGUUGGGGUCCCCCCCCGUGUCACCCCGCUCAGUGUCGGGGUUGAUUUUUACCUGGGGGGUGGGGAGGGGUCAGGCACAAAUCCUUGCAGGUGGGAACCUCCCACCACGUGCAAAGGAAGGUUUGGGCAGCGCAGACCUGCACGGUUUUAUAUGUGAUGAGCAUGUGAAACAUAUAUAUUUUUUUUGGAGGGGAGGGGGUGGGGAGAGGGGGGAGAAAAAAAAAAAGUACACAAAAUUAGGAUUUUUGUGAUUUGUUUGGGGUUUUUGGUGAGGUUUUGGGGGGUUUGUUUGGUGGUUUUUUUUUUUGCCUUUUCUUCCCCAUGUGCCUCAAGUAUAGGACAGCCACCUGUGCACUGUGCACAGGAUCCAUGCCAUGGCCUCCAGCAGAAGGGCUUGGGCAACACCCAGAGCUCAAUUAGGGGCAAACACAGAGCCCAGGGCAUUGGGGUGGGAUUACCAUGCAGGGGGGUGAGGGCCCAGGUGAGGUCAGGAGUGGAGGAUUUGGGCUUUGCCACUGAGCACCACUGCCAGCCCUGUGAACCCCGUAAUAAACGAUGUUAAAACAACUUUCAGAGGGGACCGAAGUGCAUAUUAAUAACUAAUAAAUGAUUAAUGCGCAUGUGUUAA
Messenger RNA from Gallus gallus (chicken), 4576 nucleotides. It is a transcript of the gene LINGO3, whose product is annotated as leucine rich repeat and Ig domain containing 3. The record is from RefSeq and is a predicted model, not a curated record. Bases 434 to 2251 code for a protein of 605 amino acids. Gene Ontology annotation, cellular component: extracellular region. The transcript is spliced from 4 exons. Gene Ontology annotation, molecular function: protein binding. Lineage: Eukaryota; Metazoa; Chordata; Aves; Galliformes; Phasianidae.